Cucumis melo (muskmelon) is the source of this 1191-nucleotide messenger RNA. Its product is annotated as adenine phosphoribosyltransferase 5-like. Gene Ontology annotation, molecular function: adenine phosphoribosyltransferase activity. Gene Ontology annotation, cellular component: cytosol; cytoplasm. Gene Ontology annotation, biological process: adenine salvage. The record is from RefSeq and is a predicted model, not a curated record. The transcript is spliced from 7 exons. The coding region runs from base 243 to 818 and encodes 191 amino acids. NCBI's taxonomy places the organism in Eukaryota, Viridiplantae, Streptophyta, Magnoliopsida, Cucurbitales, Cucurbitaceae.
CCAUUAUUCCAACAUCUUAGAUAAGACCCAUCUUUUCCAAACGCCUCUCCUUCCCCCUUCCUCCUUCCUCCUUCCUCCUUCCUCUCUUCUUCUAAACUUUUACUUCAUUUCAUUUUUCUGUUUAAAAACACUUUCUCCACCCUAAAACCUCCAUUAAAACCCCACUUCUUCUUCUUCUUCUUCUUCUUCUUCUUCUUCUUCUUCUUUCACAAAGUUCAUUCUUUUCUCACAACCCCACAGAAAUGUUUGCUGCAGAAAAUGGUCUUAAGGGAGACCCCAGGCUUCAAGGCAUCUCUCAAGCCAUUAGAGUUGUUCCUCACUUCCCUAAGCCUGGGAUAAUGUUUCAAGAUAUUACUACGUUGUUGCUUGAUCAUAAGGCGUUUAAGGAUACUGUCGACAUUUUUGUAGAUCGUUACAGGGGAAUGAACAUCUCUGUUGUCGCUGGUGUAGAAGCCAGAGGAUUCAUGUUUGGUCCUUCGAUUGCUUUAUCCAUUGGAGCAAAGUUCGUUCCUUUACGCAAACCCAGAAAGCUUCCUGGUGAAGUAAUAUCAGAAGCUUAUGAUUUAGAGUAUGGAACAGAUUGCUUAGAAAUGCAAAUAGAUGCUGUGAAAACUGGGGAACGUGCAUUGGUUAUUGAUGAUUUGGUGGCCACUGGUGGAACCUUAUCGGCGGCAAUCGGGCUUCUGGAACGGAUGGGUGCUGAAGUGGUUGAAUGUGCUUGUGUUGUCGGAUUGCGCGAAGUUAAGGGACAGCGUAGGCUGGAUGGAAAGCCACUUUAUAUCCUUGUUGAGCCACGUCAAUUGGAUGAAUGUUUCUAAGUAGUAGCAGACUUGAUGAAAAGUAAACCCCUUUUCGCCAUUGUGGAUGUAGGUGGGUGAUAUCUCUUUGGUUGUGCUUAGGCUGAUGGUGAGAAGAUGAUGCUUGAGCGAACAGGUAGAGACUGAGACUGAGACAGAGAGAGAGAGAGAAAUUUGAUUACUGCAUCCAAAGUUUGAGCAGCGAUGUAUGAAAAUGUUGGGUCCAUUGUACUAGUUGUUAGUGCUAAAUUAUCUGUCCUUUCCCCAGGCUGUUAUUUCAACAAAAUCUUGAAUGAACAAACUAUUCUCAGAUUCUGAUAUUCAUAAAAGAAAAAAAAAGAUCCAUGUCUCAUUUGUUGUACAUGAAUAGGAUCCAAUUUGUGUCGUUUCUUUC